Messenger RNA from Phragmites australis (common reed), 6577 nucleotides. RefSeq lists its product as uncharacterized. The record is from RefSeq and is a predicted model, not a curated record. Gene Ontology annotation, biological process: ribosome biogenesis. The transcript is spliced from 11 exons. Lineage: Eukaryota; Viridiplantae; Streptophyta; Magnoliopsida; Poales; Poaceae. Gene Ontology annotation, cellular component: nucleolus. The coding region runs from base 74 to 6019 and encodes 1981 amino acids.
ACGAGGCUAUAUAACCGCAUCGCGGCGCAAAGCCCAGAACCCUACCCUCCUCUGCUUCCGCCAUCUCACCGCCAUGGAGCCGACUGCUGCGACCGCGAGCCCCGGCGCGGCAAGGAAGCGGCGGCGGCGGAGCCGGUCGCCGCCUCGCGAUGGAGAGGGACCAAGCGAGCCCAAGUCCGCCAGGCCCCGCUUUGGCGGCGGCGGCGGCGCCAGGGGUGCGUGGGAACACCUCGACCUCGUCCUCUCCCUCCAGGGCAAGGACCUCUCGCUCGAAAGAAAGAUUGAGCUAGCUGUUGAAUUUUUAACCACACAAUCAAAUAACUCAAGCCAUGGCCAUAAGGUGCACAGCAUUCAUCUAUCACGUCUGGUGUCAUUUAUUGGAAGCUGGGUGCAGUCUAUCUUAAUUUUUCCUGAGAAUAGUAAAAAGAUGUCACAGCCCUUUGAUCCAGCAUUGGAUAGUAGAUGCUGGGUAAUUCUGAGAGUUUGUAUUGAAAAGAAGCCAUCCAUCUCAAUAUCCCUGAACUUACUUAAGUCACUUAGUCGUGUUGCAAGACAUGGUUUGAGCAGAGUUGAUAGCAACACGUCAUGUGCUGGCAGUGAAUCUUUCGAGCUCUUCGAACGAGUUUUAGACUGCAUGUCGUCGCUUUUCUCCUCCAAUACAAGAGCUUUCUUCAAUGCAGGCUUGGAUUUGUGGACCUCUUGUACCAUUGAGGUUAUAAAUCUUGCCCAAAAUGGUGCAGCUAAUGAGAAGAGUUGCUGUCCUGUUCUUCAGAAUCUUGCAAAUUGCCUCCUUGGGCAAUUUUCAAGCUUCCUGAGAUUUUAUGCAAAUCCGAAGAAUAUUUUCCAUGCAUUUGUUGAUAGGAAUCUUGAGCCAUUGUUGGAACUGUUAGUUUUACUUAAUUCACAAGAAAAUUCCAACAAGCACAAGCAUGCAGGAGCCAUGUUGAAAAUUGUUGAAGAUGUUUUGUCAAAUGGACUGUUUCAUCCCCAACAUCUUAGUGGAUAUUUUGAUCUCAAGAGUUUGAAUAAAACUUCUGCUGCCAAGGAUAUCAAAGGAAGCUACCAUAGACAUCUAUUUGAGCGAUUCAAAGGAAUAAUAGCAGAAAACAAGGCUGUAUUGCUGGCCGGGUUUGGUUACUUGCUUCAACUGUUUGUUAGCAGAGCGAGAAAUCAAAGAACUACUUUAACACCAAGCAGAAUAGCUUUGAGUAGGGUGCAAAAAAGUAGUGAGGGUUCUGAAGAACCCCAACAGCACAGAGAAUCACUUUUUGAAGUGUUUAUGCUGUUUAUGGAACCCUUGAUGUUACAGUGUAAAUCAUAUUCACAAAAGGAAUUUACAGAUUUAGGGGUUACAAGGCUAGUAGAAGUUCAUUGCAUGCUAAAGUCCAUUAAUGUGAUGCUGACAACACUUAUUGAAGAGAAGAUCUAUGUACCUACAGAGGACACGUCAGAAGGAUCUUACUUCAACUUCUUGCAAGAUAACUACACGGUCUUAAUCUCAAUAUCUGAAAAGAUUUACAAAUUCUGGGUAUCGGCUGUGCAUCUGGAAGACGUAAGCAUUAAGAAGAUAGUGCCUUUAAUGUUUGCCGAGAUUAUUGCUGCAGUUGGCCAUUUUUUAGAAAUUGAGUACAAGGUUCUGGGGGAUGACCUCGUGAAGUUGUGGUUAAUGAUUUUUGCUUUGUCUGCUAUCAAUGCAUCUUCCAAGGACAUCAAAUCCUGUUUCCUGCUAGCUUCAAAGAUUUCAAGCCUUUCAUCUCAAGUGAUUUGCACAUUCAGUGAGCUUCGUCAGGUUUCCCGCUCGAUUUUUAGGCUGUGCGAUGCAGUGAGAACAUUCAGGGCUGGUGGCCCUGAUGCAGUACAGGGCACAUUUUCUGUGGCUUCUUUAUCCUCGCAGACAUGUUUGGAAUCAUUGACAACAUUGUUGAGUUCUGAAACAUUGAUGGGUGCUAUCCGUACUUCAGUAAAGUCAAUGCCGGAAGGACAAUCUAGUCGAUGCAUAGAUGAGCUUACACUAGAUCUCACAGAAACAUUGAAAUGGAUGAGAGGGCGCAGCAUUGAAGAUGAUUUGAAAGAACAGGGUGAGUCCCCCUCAAUUGCUGGGAAGUCCGUUUUCGAUCAGAAAGUUGAACUUCUAGGUAGGCACUUAUCUGAACUAUACACUACUGUUCUUGAUUCAAUGACUGUCACAGCUUCAAAUAGUACACUGGUAGGAAAAUCUGUUGAAAGGUUGGUCAACGCAAUCCAACCAAACUUCAGUCACUUGGUCAGAAAUGAAUCAAACAGCUUAAGUGAAUUCGUUUCUUCAGUUAUGGGAAAACAGAUGUCUAAAAAAGAACAUGCCAGAUGGCAGAAGAUCCCAAGUUUUUCCUUGAUUUUUGUCCUUUUCUUCCGUCUAUAUAUAUCAUGUAGAAGUUUGUAUCAGCAAUCGAUUGGCCUCAUGCCUCCAGAUGUAGCUGCAAAAGCAGCAGAACAAGUGAAGAGUCCGUUCAUUGUGUGCUCAGGAAAAGAAUGGACCAAUCCAGCCAAUAUUCUCGGGGAAGGUUAUUUUGCUUGGAUUGUUGAAAGUUCGAGCUCCCUUUUGGAUGUUAUUGAGAGUUUAUCAAAAUCUCUUUCAAGAAAUUGUUCUUCUUUUGCUCCGCUUGUUUACAGCUUUCAUGUGAUGGCUAUGCAGAGACUCAAUGACCUUAACAGGCAGAUUAAGGCAUUUGAUUUUUUGCUUGAAGAUGGUGCACAGCAACUUGAUAAGGAGGAUAUAGGAAACACUCAACUAUUAAAGGAGUCUUGCAGUCUCGAGGCCGCUCGACUGACCAGUUUUAUGAUGAGUUAUGUGAGGUUAUUAUCUUCAGGAGAUAAUGACCCUUUUGAGUGUUAUGAAAUUAUUGGUUCCUGGGAUUUGAGCGUAUGCUCUUUAAAUGAAGGUUCUUUUCCUAUAGCAACUUGGCAGCUUCUCUGCGACAACAUUGAUAUUUGGAGCUCUCAUGCAUCUAGGAAGGAUUUGAAGAACUUCUUUUCUAAUCUGAUAAGGUUUUCUUUUGUUCAAAAGUGGUCUUGCACAGAUACGGAGGAGAAUAUUGGCACUCUAUCUUCAUACAGAAAAAUCAAUUUGCGUAAUAUUUCGGUGGGGCUCCUUUGCGAUACUAUUAUUUAUGAUAAAAAGGUACUCUUGAAGAAUUUGGCAUCAAGUUUUUGCCAUGCUUUGAAGAAAUCGAUAUCUUCUUUUGUCAACAACUCUGAUGAAGAUAACGCCCUGUUGGACUCCUCGCCUGAUUUGAUGGAGAUUAUAUGUAACCUGGAAAAUGAGAAGUUGAUUGGUACAGAUUCUGAUGCCACACAUGCCCAUUGCAUAGACAAAUACUGGAUCUGUGAGAAUUUACUUAAUUUCUUGAGUACAGUUCCUGGAUUUCAUGCAAAAUCCAAGUCAUUCCUACGGCUUAUAAAUUAUAUUCUCCAUUUUGAGAGACUCCUGCUACUGAAAUUGCUAGGUCGUCGCUGUGAAUUCUGCAAUCCCAUGAAGCUACUGCAUUUGUUUAUAUGCUGUCGUAGGGCAAUGAAAAAUCUCAUCUUGAAAUUUGGUAAAGAGCGCCCAGAUUCAAAGCAAUACUUGGCCUUAUCAAAAAAAUUUGGUAACUUGUAUUCCCUGGUUUGGUUCUUGAGAUCUGUUCAGGAAAUUGUUGGUUCAUCACAUAAAAUAUUUGAUGAGUGUACUGAUGAGGUGAAAAAUACCAUAUUCUCCUUGGUAAAUAAGACAUCAGAAUUAUUUUCUACACUAGCUAAUUUGAAUUCGAUAAUUUGCUUGUUGGGUUACAAGAAACAAAUUAAAUCUUCCCUGACUGGCAGCCCUAUCGAAAGCAACACUUCAGAACAUGAUGAACAGACAUUUGAUAUAGUAGAAAAUUCAGCCUUGGAGUGUGUCAAAAGUAUGGCUGAACUGUUACAGAAGACUACAACUGUCAUACCUGUAACUGUAAAGGAUAGCAAGUGUGUUAUCAAGUUAGAAAAUUGUCGUAACACGGUAUGUUGGAAUAGAUUGUCAUGCACCAUGUCUUGCAUAGGUGGAUUCUUGUGGGGUCUCAUUUCAGCAUUAGAAAGCACAUUAGAAAAUUAUCCAAUAGCAAGCUUAGAGGAAAGGAAAAUGAUGCUUCAGUAUUAUUCCAGAUUUAGCACGUAUAUUGCUAAAUUUGAGACCUUUGUAGACAUCUGCCUUCAUGUGUUGUUUAUGGGUAACAAGGAUUCUGGCUCUGUUGAUUUAAUCUCUGUUCGUCUUCCACAAGAGCUGGAUUGUGAGAAUGGUUUUCUGAAUAUUGAUGCAGCCAUGGAUGAAUGGAAAAAGUAUGAUCUAAAGGAUAACGAGUUUCCUGCCCAUUCAAAUGGCAUAUCCGGGGUUUCAUGUGAAAGUCAUGGUUUUGAUCUGUCUAAUAUACAGUCUAUGCAAAAUUUCCAUUUGGAAAACCUUUUGAAAGGUGAAUGUCCACUCAUAGCAUUAACGUUGAGGGAGGUCUAUAAUGUAUCUGCUGCUAUUGUUAAACUUCAUGGCACCCUAUCCUUUCCAAGCAAUAAUUCUAGGCAGACAUGCAGCCCUGCCCGACAGCUUUCAUUGGGCACAAUGGUUGGGACAGCUUUUGUCACUCUACAGAAAAUUGCAGACAUGUCUAGCUGGCCACACAUGUUUUCUCUUGUAUGGAUUGAUGGGGUAUUAAGAUAUCUUGAAGUUUUAGUAAGUGCUUUUACAUUGCCUGAGCUCAACAUCUCAAUAGAACUGUAUACUCAGAUAGUACAUACCCAUUUGAGGGCUAUUGGGAAAUGCAUCUUACUUCAAGGAAAGAAUGCAACUUUGCCUACCCAUGAGAUUGGCUCAAGUACAAAAACACUUCAAUUACAGAAUGCAUCUGGUUAUGUUUUUCCUAAAGAUUUGGUCGUCAGGCAGAAUUCAUUGAAAUCGAGACUUCGACUGUUACUUAGAAAAUUUGUCAAUAUUGCAUCAAACACGCAUCUAAAUGCAGCUAUACAAGUCAUUGAAAGGGCAUUGGUUGGAGUGAAUCAGUAUAGCCAUUCGAUAUAUGAAGUUUACACUGGAAAUCCUAAUGGUGGGACAGUUUCUUCUGAUGUUGCCGCUGGGAUCGAUUGCCUCCAUCUGGUUCUUGAGUUUGUACCAGGAAACAAGCGUGUUUUUAAGAGAACUGUCCCAGGCCUAGUUGGUGCUUUAUUCAACAUUGUUCUACACCUUCAGAGUCCACUCAUUUUCUACAUUGAAAAGCUACCACCUCACUGUAGUGAGUUCCAUCCAGAUGCUGGAGCCGCUGUUCUAAUGUGUGUGGAGGUUAUCACAUCAUUUGUGGGGAGACGUUCUUUUCAAAUUGAUGCAUCCCAUGUUUCCCAGUGCCUGCAUGUUCCUGUGACACUUUUCAAGGGCUUCAAACAUCUUCUUUCUUGUCGGAGUAUACCACGUUCUUCGGCAAAAUAUUGCAACCAAAGGACACAACAGCAUGCAGAUCAUAUUGAAUAUAUACUCGAUAGACAAUUUUCAGUUGAUCUCUAUGCUGCAUGUUGCAAGUUGUUAUGCACUACUCUUCGGCACCAACAACGUGAGGUUGGGCGGUGUGUGUCACUCCUGGAGGAUUCAGUAAGCAUACUUCUCGGUUGUUUGGAGUCUGCAGAUUCCAAGAUGAUUAACAUGGCAGGAUGUUUUGCUUGGAACAUGGAGGAGGCAGUAAAAUGUGCUUCCUUUUUCAGAAGAAUUUAUGAAGAGAUGCGUCAGCAAAGAGAAAUUCUAGGAAAGCACGCCAUGUACUUCCUUGCCGGUUAUAUUUCCAUGUUUUCUGGACAGGGUCCAUUUCAGACAGGGAUAACACGAGAAAUUGACGAAGCCUUAAGACCUGGUGUGUAUUCCCUGAUUGAUAUAUGUGAGGAAAGUGAUUUUCAACAGCUCCACACAUAUCUGGGUGAGGGCCCAUGCCGAACCACUCUUGCUGAUCUGGUGCAUGACUAUAAAUUACACUUCCAGUACCAGGGAAAGAUCUAAUGCAGCCUGUUAUUGAUUGUUGGAGUUGGUGUCAUGUUUUGGGUGGACUAAUUUGGCUUAAUUGCUUUGCACCGACAUUUGAUCAAGGAGAUAUAUGGUGGCCACAAAAGAUUUAAAGCUUAUCGAAUCAACUGUUGGUAUCCAUAACAUAUGAGAAGGAACAAAGAAGAUCAUCCAUAAGGUCUGUAGCUGCCUGGUGCUGUUCCAUAAAUUAACUUGGUAAUAUUAAGCACAUGUUGAUGUUUAUAACUCAGGGGUAAUAUAUAGCAUGCUUAUCCUUGACUAAACCAGUAUUUUUGAAGCCACAUUCAGUAUCACUACAAUUGAAUUCCUUUUCCCAAGGCACUUAACAACAGUAAGGUAAUAGGGUAGUUAUGAUCUAGUGGUGUAUCAUUGUUUUGACUACCUCAUAAGACUUGACCGAUCAAAGCGUUGUAAUGUUAAAGCUUGAAACAGAUCAUAAUUGGCAAAAGAGAAUGUGAAAGUUGGUGUCUAGGUAAUCUCUUGAUUAAGUAAAUUUACAAAUGCUUCUGGUGCAAUCCAACAUCAUAUUUAUCA